GAGAUAGUCGAGAAAAGAAAAAAUGAUAUAAUUUAAGGAAGUAAAAAUUUUCCAAAUUUUUGCUAUGUCGAUCGAUUUGAGAUUUGUGAACGGUAAACGGGUGUACGAUCGCGUGCAUUCUUAUAGGGAAGAAUACGUAUACGGCAUUUUUAUGAGUGGUUCUCCUCGAAAAAUACUAGUUCUCUUUCCUCGUGUAUGUAUAUUACAUACACGGAAAGAUACAGAUGCAUCGUAUGCACGAAUGCAACAGGACAACGGAUGGGGAAGUCUCGAAGAGAACAUGUAGGUAUAUAAAGCCUGAGAAAACCGAACUGGAUAUCAGUCUUCAACAUGUUGCGUCCACUGCAUUUCGUGCUGCUUUUGUUGGCGAUAACCUUUGUGGUAUCCGUGCCGAUGCCAGAACAAGUAGAUGAGAACAGACCGAGUAACUUAGCUGAAGAAAAUGAUUUAGAAGCCGACGCUAGCUUUUGGGGAUAUUCAAGACCAUGGAGAUACGGCUGGGGUGGCGGUUUAUACAACAGAGGAUGGGGUUGGGGUGGCAGAGGCUGGGGUGGCGGAUGGUACGGAAGAGGAUGGGGUGGCAGAGGCUGGGGAUGGUGGUAAAAUCAGAUGUUUAACGAACAAUCUGGAUUCGAUCACAUAAUUUUCAAUAUCAUAUGUAUAUCUUUGAAAUGUAGCAAAGCGAAUAAUGCAUAUUAUUAAGAAGCGUUCACGUUGCUUUUAGUUGAAAAAUGUAAAAGGAACAAAAACAAAAAUAACAUAUAAAAGAGAAUAAACUUUUUGCGAUUGAAA
Vespa velutina is the source of this 792-nucleotide messenger RNA. RefSeq names its product neuropeptide-like protein 30. The transcript has 3 exons. The record is from RefSeq and is a predicted model, not a curated record. The coding region runs from base 331 to 603 and encodes 90 amino acids. NCBI's taxonomy places the organism in Eukaryota, Metazoa, Arthropoda, Insecta, Hymenoptera, Vespidae.